Messenger RNA from Linum trigynum, 1348 nucleotides. Lineage: Eukaryota; Viridiplantae; Streptophyta; Magnoliopsida; Malpighiales; Linaceae. The record is from the annotation of a GenBank genome assembly.
UUGAGCAUGGAUGUGGUUACUUGAUUAUGAACAACUGAAGAUGCAUGGAAAGAGACUCGUAAGCUCCUGGAUAUCCUGACAGAGACUGUAAGAGGUAAAAUGUAAUCCUCUGCUUUUGAUCUAAUUUUUUGAAUUUCUUAGGAUAGCUACACAAAGACGGCUAUUUGCUAGGCCAAAUUUCUGCAUGUCCAAUCAAAUGCAUUGGUUCUUUUUUCCUGACAAGUAACGCUCUUCGAAUUCGAAGUAACGAAAAGUUCGUAUACAAUAUAGGAAAAAAGUAUUAAUUAAACCCAUAAUUAAUUCACAAAGGGGAAAAAAAGUAGAAAAAUUCGAAAAUUUGUCCUGACUUUUCGGCUACAAUAUUUGUACAGAAUAUAUUCCCUUCCUAACUAUUUUUGUGUAAAAAAAACUUCUUAACUAUUUUCAUAAAUGUGUUCCCUCUGUUAGCAAACCAUGGCGGAGGAGGAGAAUAAGCAAAAAGCAACAAAGGGGCGGCAGAAGAUAGCCAUAAGGAAAAUAGAGAACAAGAGCCACCGUCAGGUCACGUUCUCUAAGCGCAGGAAUGGUCUGGUCAUGAAAGCCAAUGAGGUCAGCCUCAGUGGAGCUCAUGUGGCAGUCAUCGCCUUCUCCCCUGGCGGGAAGGUUUUCUCCUUUGGCUACCCUGACACCGACUCUGUCGUUAGACCCUACAUGGGAGAAGAAAGUUGGGAGCUUCAGGAUUGUCCUGUGUCAGGUUCCUCCGUUUUCCAUACUCAUCAGCAACCGAGAGAAGAGUAUGAGGAGUUGCUGAUCAGGUUUCAGGUCGAGAAGAUGCAUACUGCCAAGCCAAUGGAGGAGCAGGUGAAGCGAGGGCAGAAUGGAGGGGGGUUCUGGUGGGAGGAGGAGAGGGUGGAAGAGCUGGGGGCUUUCGUGAAAGCUGUUGAGAAGCUAAGGGAGAAUGUGAUCGGUAAGGUGAACAUGGACUAGAUGAUCAAAGUUUGUGUUUGAAGUUUUUCUGUUGUCUUGAUUGGUAUUCUUGGCUCAGAUGUGAAUAAUCUUGGAAUGGAAAUAUGCGUAAUUGCAAGGGCGCAGAUAUGCACUGCCUUGGGUUUGAAGUAACUGUUUGUUGUGUUUGAAUUUUGAAAGGGAAGGGGGAUGAGAAGUGUCGACCAGUUGGAGUACUCAAUUGGGUUGAGGUUUCUAAGUAGGUUUUCAAACAGACCGUACCUCUUGGUUAGGUUAGGAUACACCGCAUCCACCGUUCUUAUUGGCACUAUGAUGUUGCAGCGGUAGAUCGGAUAAGGGCUCUUGUGCAGUGAGUUCAAGUCCCUUGUUGUCCCUGAUUGAGUCAUAAACUCAUAAUCGUUGU